Lineus longissimus is the source of this 654-nucleotide messenger RNA. RefSeq lists its product as uncharacterized. The transcript has a single exon. The record is from RefSeq and is a predicted model, not a curated record. NCBI's taxonomy places the organism in Eukaryota, Metazoa, Nemertea, Pilidiophora, Heteronemertea, Lineidae. Bases 1 to 654 code for a protein of 217 amino acids.
AUGUUUCAUCAGUUUGGUGUAAAUCAGUCCGACCGCAAUGCCUUGAGAUUCUUGUGGUGGGAUGAGGGUAACCUUGAUAAAGCCCCUACUGAAUACCGCAUGUGUGUCCACCUAUUUGGAGCAACCUCGUCUCCCGGUACUGCUAACUUUGCUCUCAAGGCCGUCGCAGAUGAAUUUGAAUCAAAGUAUGGAGAAGCAGCUGCUGAAUUUGUGAGAUCCUCUUUCUAUGUUGAUGAUGGAAUUGGUUCUGUCGACCACCCAGAUGAAGCCAUAACCCUGUUACCCAACACCGUAGCACUCUGCGCAGAAAGAAAGCUCCGUCUCCACAAGAUAGUGUACAACGAUCGUCGUGUUCUUGAAUCCAUCCCAGUAUCUGAGAGGGGGAAAAGUAUUCAAUCUCUAGACCUCCAGCAUGAUGAACUGCCGAUUGAGAGAACCCUUGGUAUGGUAUGGCAUGUGCAGUCCGAUACAUUUAAGUUCACUAUAGAUUUGAAGGACAAACCUCUUAGCCGCCAGAUGAAUGUGCCGCAUGCAAGCCACAUGGGUGGCUCCUGGGAAAGAAUGAUUGGAACCGCUCGUAAUGUACUAUCAGCAUUACUGAUGAACCAUGGACAACAACUGGAUGAUGAACUGCUCAGGACACUCCUUACAUAA